ACUGGCAGCUCGGGACGACAGCAGUCCCUGUGGAAAGUUGCGGUUAUAAUCAAAGGUGGGAGACAGAGAGAAAACAUUCUGCAAGCAGAAUUCCCAACCUGACAUAAUGGGUGGAUCUAUUUCAAGCUUGGAUGAGAGCAGAUGUAACUAUAUCAGAGGUAAGGCUGAAGCAGAGCUUAAAAACUUCAGUCCUCAUUACCAGAGGCAAUACACUGUGGCUGCCUUCAACCAUAUCAGAUGUGAGGUACAGCAAGACCAAGAAGCACAACCCCAGUUGCUACAGCAUAAGGAUCCAAAGGGAACUGAGAAAGUGGUGUAUCAACAGGAGGUGAUACAGUAUGUAGAAGAAUUCAAGAAAUGGAAGGAACGAUAUAUUGUUGUAAAGAAUGACAAUACCAUGGAGUGCUAUGAAAACAAGGAGACCUACCAGAAAGGAGGUGAACCAAAGUGUAAACUUCUUCCAACUGGUUACAGAGUGCUUACAUCAAUGAUUGAAUAUGCCUUAUUGGUGGACAAGUAUUUCCCUGAUCCAAAUGCAGCCAGUGGGAAGGAUGGUAAUCAGAGCUUUCUCGUUAACCAUACCCAAUACUCCGUGUACCUAUGGCACCCGUACAGAAAGCAUAGUUACUUCUGUUUUGAAAAUGAAGAGACUCAGCGUGAAUUUGGGGCUGUCCUGAAUGACUGUAUCCGGCACCUGAAUUAUGAGUUUGCAGAACAGAAUUCGUUUGAAGUCCAAGCAUUCUCAGAAGCCAUUCAAUUCUUCAGGCAGGAAAAAGGCCACUAUGGGUCCUGGGAAAUGAAUCAUGGCAAUGAAGCAUUGAUUUUAAGCAACUUGGUGAUGGAAGAACUGUUACCUUCCCUGCAGAGUGACAUCUUGCCAAAAAUGAAAGGCAAGAAGAAUGAAAAGCGAAAGGCAUGGUUCAAUAUUGUGGAAGAAGCUUACAAUUUAGUACAAAACCAGCUUGUGGAUGGAUUACAGUCUCUACAAGAUGAGUGCAGAAAAUCUGUGAAGGACGUGGAGGGGAUCAUUCGUUCAGAUAUGGAUCAGAUCAUUACUUCAAAGGAAUUUGCUGCCCGGAAACUGAAAGCAAUAGUGGCAGAAGAAGCUGGGAAGUGCUGCCUUGAGAAUAUUCAGCCCUACCUGGCUUCUAUAUUGGAUGAAUUAAUGGGACUGAUCAGUUCAGGAUUCACCGAAGUCCGUUCUCUCUUUGAAACUGAAGUGAAUGAGUUAAGUGCAAAAUGUCAGAGUGCUGGUGAUGCUGAAAAGCUGAAAGAGCUCUUGAAUCAACUGAUGAAUCUUCCUUUUAAUGCUGUGAAGAUGCAGCCUUGUUAUAAUAAAGUAAGCCCUCUUCAAGACCAGCUUCAGGAAUUGAAGAACCGGUUCAAGUUCACCAAUACACAAUGGCUUAUUCAAACAACUCAAAACUCCAUGCAACAACUAAUGGACAAUGCAGUCUACACAUUUGAACAACUGUUGUCUGACUUGAUGAAGAAUAAUCCAUCAAAAAUAACAUCGAUUGAAAAAAUUAAACAACGGGUUUUAAAGCAAUUUGACCAUGACAGCAGCACUGUAAGGAAGAAAUUGUUCCAAGAAGCCUUGGUCCAAAUUGCAUUGCCAACACUACAGAAAGCAUUGGCACCAAAUUACAAGCGUGAGCUCCAGAAGUUUGAGCAAUACAUCUUUUCAGAUUAUACAAAGCUCAUUCAAAUGGAGAAUAUCUAUGAAGAAAUCUUACUUGAGACCGUUCUCAGGGAGGUGGUCAAAGUGGUGAAUGAAGCUGCCAUCUUGAAGAAACACAACCUCUUUGAAGACAACAUGACUUACACUAGUGACAGUGAUAGCAAUCUCACUGAUAAAAAUGAAGGAAAGACUCCACCAGAUUCUCAAUCAAGGAGCCCUGCUAAAACAUCAUCUGAAGGUUCAGAUGCUGAGGGAUUAGAAACUGUAGAAAAAGUGACUUUACAAAUGUCUGCUCCUGCAACGGAAUCCUCACUGAUUGAGAUACAGGAACGUGAACAGUCAUCAGUCUCACCGGAUAAAAUUCUUCAUACUACAUUAGAUUCUAAACAGAAUGGAGAAGGGAUUAUGCAAAUAGAUGCCAAUGCAGUGCAGGAAACUAGUCCAAGCACAAUUACUUGUCAGGAACCUGACAAAGUAAUCACAGUUGAUAACCAGAACAAUAAUGAUAACAUACCAACAAAUGAAUGCCAGAACAGACAGGCUGAAGCACAAGAUGAAAGGGACAAUUCCCCAGCUCCCGAUAGUUUGAAAGAAAUACAUGAUCUGUUAACAGUGGCAGUUGUGCCAGUUGAAGAGGGUCCUGAGACUCAGAAAGCUAUUCCGCCUAAUGAUGAAAGCCACAGUCAUGUAGACAAGGAAUCUAGUCCAAACGUGGAUGAACAACUUAAGGAUGUAGAUGAAAUCGAAGAAGAUGAUGUAUCGGCAAUUGAACUUGUGGAAGGUCAAAAUGAGGAUAGUAAAGAACCUAAAGUAGAAAACAUACUAGCACCAGUUGAGGAACUUGUAGAAAGCCACAGUGAGAAAGUUAAUGAACUCAAAACCUUGCAAUCAACAGUUAAGGAACUUGUGGGAGAACAAGGAGAGGAAGAUGAUGAAUCUAAAGACUCACAGUCAACCGUUGAGGAGCUUUUGGAAGAACAUGAUGAGGAAGAUAAGGAACCCAAAGAAUCGCCAUCCACUGUUGAGGAGCUUUUGGAAGAGCAUGGCGAGGAAGAAAAGGAACCCAAAGGCUCACCAUCCACAGUUGAGGAGCUUUUGGAAGAGCAUGGCGAGGAAGAUAAUGUACCUAAAAGCUCCUCAUCCACAGUUGAGGAGCUUGAGGAAGAACAUGGUGAAGAAGAUCUCAAACGCAAAAGCUCACCAUCUACAGAUGAGGAAUGUAUGAAAAAUCAGAGUGAGGAAGAGGUGUCAAAAGAAGACUUACCAGCAACUGUUAAUAAUCUUGUAGAUCAAGACAAAAACAUGACAGAAGCAGUAAAGCAAAAUGAAUGUCUAGAAAUUGAGCCUUGCAUUGACAACAUUGAGUCUAAUCAUGUUUCUGAAAGUAGUCCAAUAUUGCACAAAGAUGCAGUUGAAGAAGUGAGAACAAUAAACACCACAGACACUGAAAUAGCACUUGAAUAUUCUGAAAAGGACAAGGAACAAAGUACAUUGAGCCAGGAUGAAGCUAAGGAGGAUGAGAAAGAUUCUCCAAUGUAGAUCAUCAUUGAUGUAGAAGCAAAGGGAAAGGAAUUGGUGGUAAGUGACUCAUCAUUGCAGUAGACAAAUCUGUUGGAUCACCAAUCAGUGAAGAAAGCACCUUGACAAUCAAACUCCAAUAUAACAAUUCCAAGAAACCAAAAAACCCUAUUUCUACUUUUACCAGAGGCCUUUACUGAGAGAUCUGAUCAUAUUUGAUGUUUUCUAGAUUACAUUGGAUUGCAUUUCCUAUUCUUGUGCUUUCCUUGUGAAGUGACAAGAGAAGAGGUUUUUUUUAAGUGUCUUUUUCACCAUGUAAGGCUUCAAGUGUGUAUGCAGUGAUUCAGUUUGAAUGGACUGUAAGAAAAUAAAUCCGAGCUUACACCCAAGUGCACCAAACAAUAAUUGAAGAGUGUGCUUUAAAAAAAGGAGAUUAUGUGAAGGACAAUGGAACAGCUUUUGGUACAGAAGAAAUGGUUAUUAUCACAAUUCAAAACAAUUGCAGGAGAUUCAAAGCCAGCAACUUUCUUUGUUUAAAACAGGAUCUGUAAUGUUAACAAAAUCUUUGCAAUAGAUUCUAUUUUCAAGUCUGCUUUGAAGUUUUGGAUGGUAUCUACAAAAGAUAGACACUGUAAUCUGAUAUAAUUUAGUUUCUGCUUAUAGCUGUUUGUUAAUGUAUAAAGGAAUUAUUAAAAUCAUGUCUUAUUUUCACCUGCUGACAAUAUUUGGAAUGCUGUACAAUUAUUUACAUUACUCUGUUUAUAACAUAGAAUUUAGGCUUCAAUUCAGUAUGGUUUCAGCCAUAAAUUAAUACCUGCAAUUUAGUAGAAUGCUCAGUUUAGAUUUAUUCCAAUACCAAGACUGCAUGCCUGUCUGAUCACUUUCCUCUUCACUGUUCAAAUAAGUGUAGCAAUGGAUCUUGCUGUUAUCUAUUGAUUAACGGAAUUAAUGUUGAUGUUGUGUGACUUCACACUUUCUAACACUCUAGCAGCAUAAAGUGAUACUGGCCUGUGGUUGUCUUUUUAUAUAAUUCAGAGUUCGCCAAUCUCUCACGUAUCCUGCUCUAAGGUGUAGUGUAAAUACAGCAACCAUAAUAUUUCAGAUGCAGCAAUCACUUUGAGUAAAGAAGAACUAAUCAUACAAAGUUGGGUUAUUUUGAUGCAGCCAAAAUUGUACCUGCUCAUUUCUGUCAAACUUCAAUAUCAGUGUCCACAGCUGAAGUUUGAAUGAACAAUUCAGGGUUAUAAUUUUGAAUUUCCAAGCAAAAACUAAUCAACUACAUAACUAAAAAUAUAAGGUGAAAGUGAGGACUGUCAAUGCUGGAGAUUAGAGUCGACAGUGUGGGCUGGAAAAGCACAGCAGGUCAGGCAGCAUCCAAGGAGCAGGAGAAUUGACAUUUUGGACAAAACUAAAAGUAUAAAGCCAGUCAUUGCAGUAAGGGAAACAGAUUAAACAUUUCCAUUUAUCUUUCAAGUGGAGGGAUAGGACAGUUCUAUGUUAAGACCUGUGUUUGUCCUGUGUGAGGAAUUCACAGCCCUUUUCCCAAGAAGACAAAGAGAUUGAAUACCACAGAUUUCCUUUUGGAAGACAGGAGGAGGGAAAUGGGCCUUUUGUUUCAGGAAUAGUCAUUCUUUGAAACCUGAGAUGCAUUGUAGAGAUAUGCUAGUUAUUGGCCUCCCAACACUUGACCUGUAUGUUACAGAAAAUCCAAAAGAGGGAAAAAACAAAUACUCAUCCAGUGGAAAUUUAAAAAAACAUAGAAUCACACUACUAUCACCAGGGAUGAUGACUUAAAAAAUACACAGUGCUAAAUAAUUAAAGGUUAUGCAACUGCAAGUAUCACGUUAUUGUAAUUGUUAUUAUAAACUAACUUAUCGCAAUUUUGAAAAAAAUUCUGUCGAUUUGCAAUUGUACUGUACAACUAUCAAUGUAUCU
Hemiscyllium ocellatum (epaulette shark) is the source of this 5134-nucleotide messenger RNA. It is a transcript of the gene niban1a, whose product is annotated as niban apoptosis regulator 1a. Bases 107 to 3220 code for a protein of 1037 amino acids. The record is from RefSeq and is a predicted model, not a curated record. Lineage: Eukaryota; Metazoa; Chordata; Chondrichthyes; Orectolobiformes; Hemiscylliidae. The transcript has 14 exons.